Messenger RNA from Beauveria bassiana ARSEF 2860, 837 nucleotides. RefSeq names its product PH domain-containing protein. NCBI's taxonomy places the organism in Eukaryota, Fungi, Ascomycota, Sordariomycetes, Hypocreales, Cordycipitaceae. Bases 1 to 837 code for a protein of 278 amino acids. The record is from RefSeq and is a predicted model, not a curated record. The transcript has 3 exons.
AUGACGUCCAUGGUGGCAAAGAUGGUGGGAAAAAAGAUCCUGGGGGAGACGCUGCAGAAUAAGUUCGGCACGGAGGAUCCGUAUUUCGAACAAGUUCCCGCGACCAGACUCAACGGAAAGCCGAGCACGACAAAGUUCAAAAAAGUUAGAAAGGCCUUGCCGCCAGGGCUCUCUGAGCAUGAUGGCAAGGUCCUCACAAAAGUCAAGCGUCGUGCGUACCGCUUAGACUGUGCUCUAUUUACAUUUUUGGGCAUCAAGUUUGGCUGGGGUAGUGCCAUUGGCUUGAUUCCAUUUGCUGGUGAUGUGGCGGAUUGCCUUUUGGCGCUCAUGGUCAUGCGCACAGCUGACCACAUCGAGGGUGGUCUGCCAUUCUUCUUGAAAUUUCAAAUGAUCCUCAACAUUGCUUUUGACUUUGCCAUUGGUCUGGUGCCGUUUGUCGGUGACUUGGUCGAUGCCAUGUUCAAGGCGAAUACGCGCAACGCUGUACUGCUUGAGGCAUAUCUCCGUGAGCAGGGGCAAAAGAAUCUCAAAAAGGGCAACCUGCCCAUUCCCGCUGUCGAUCCGAGCGAUCCCAACGAGUUUGACCGCAACCGUGUGGAAGACCGACAAGACCGGCACGACCGCCGCGACGAGCCGCCUGCGUAUCGUACACAAGGCGCGACCACUUCUCAGGAAGCUGGUGUCACUGGACCUUCGCGUGCUGGCACCGCACCUGUGACUGCGCCGCAGGAGGCUCGUGUUCGUGAGAGCCGAGGCUGGCUGGGACGCAGCAAGAAGCGACCAGACGAUGUUGAAGUUGGCAACUCAAAGAGCAGCAAGCACAACCGUCGGGGAUAA